Molecule: messenger RNA, 1485 nt
Organism: Saccostrea cuccullata (small rock oyster)
Lineage: Eukaryota; Metazoa; Mollusca; Bivalvia; Ostreida; Ostreidae
Exons: 2
Coding region: 1-1485 (494 amino acids)
Biological process (GO): DNA integration
Molecular function (GO): nucleic acid binding
Source: RefSeq, a predicted model, not a curated record
AUGGAGCAAAUAACAACAAAUGCAGGCAAAGUAGACGUUAGUGGAAUAGCACAAUUAUUUAAUGGAAUUACAGACUCUGAUAUCUACAGACCAUGUGGAGAGGUUGAUUUACUGAUUGGAUCAGACUGUAGCAUUCUUUUACCCACAAGAGUUGACGGUGUCGGGAAUCUUCAGCUGAUGAAAAAUCAAUUUGGUUAUUGUAUUCUGAAAAAUGUGACAGCUGAAGUUAUAAGAGAGGCUGAAAAGGCUUGGAUUUUACAUGCUCAAAUGGAUCUACCAAACAAUGCUAUGCAGAGAUUUCGACGUCUUGGCCCUGAACGAACAAAGGAUGGAAUUAUUACAGUUGGACAAAGAAUGAAUAAAUGGAUAGAAGAAACCGGGAAUCAGUCAACAUUUGCACUUCUUAAAGAAUAUGUAGUAAAAGCAAUACAUGAUGAAGAUCAUGCAGGGAUUGACGUUACUCUGGCAAAGAUCCGUAGCAGAUUUUGGAUACCCAAAGUAAAAAACACUAUAAGCAGAAUUAAAUUUAGGUGUGUAAUAUGUAGAAGAAAAUUCAAAACAAUGCAAAAUCAACAGAUGGGUCCAAUGCCAGAGACGAGACUUAAACCGACCCCUCCCCUCUACAUGUGUGCUGUUGAUUUGUUUGGACCUCUUGUAAUCAAGGAUGCAGUUAAGAAAAGGACCCAUGGGAAAGGUUAUGGUGUCUUGUUUAAUUGCUUAGUUUCAGGAGCAGUAUAUAUUGAUAUAGCAGAAGGAUAUGAUAUGCGCAGUUUCCUUAUGGUACUACGACGUUUUGUUUCCAUCAGAGAAUAUCCCAGAAAAAUGAUUUCUGAUGCAGGUACUCAACUAAUUGCUGCCGGGAAAGAAUUACAAAAAGUUGUACAUACUUGGGAUUGGGAAGAUUUCAAGAAUUUUGGGAAAGCUAGAGGCAUGGAUUGGCAGACAACAAAAUCAGCGGACGCACCCUGGGAAAAUGGUUGCAGCGAGUCGCUUAUUCGUUCAACAAAACUUUCUCUUGAGACUGCCAUUGGAUCAGCAAUUAUGACAUUUUCAGAGUUACAAACUGUUCUCUUUGAAGUUUCCAAUCUACUAAAUGAACAUCCCAUUGGUACUAAAAAUUGCGACCCUACUAAAGGUACAUAUCUUUGUCCGAACGAUCUAUUGUUAGGUAGGGCAAGCACCAGAGUCCCUGUAGGAGACUGGGAUGAUUGCAAGGACCCCAGAAUAAGUUUGAAAUUUGUUCAACGUGUGGUGAAUACAUUUUGGAGAAGAUGGACACGAGAUUUUUUUCAUACCCUUAUCAUAAGACAGAAAUGGCAUCAUGAAAGGAGAAACAUUCAAAAUGGUGACAUUGUACUUGUUCAAGAUUCAAAUAAUGUGCGUGGUCAAUGGAAACUGGCACAAGAUUCGGAGGCAAACCCAGGAAGUGAUGGAAAAGUUCGGGAUGUAAAACUUAGAUACAAAAAUCUGAACCAAUAUCCUUAA